This is a messenger RNA of Perognathus longimembris pacificus (Pacific pocket mouse), 1056 nucleotides long. RefSeq names its product lysophospholipase like 1 (gene Lyplal1). Lineage: Eukaryota; Metazoa; Chordata; Mammalia; Rodentia; Heteromyidae. The transcript has 5 exons. Gene Ontology annotation, biological process: protein depalmitoylation. Bases 44 to 763 code for a protein of 239 amino acids. The record is from RefSeq and is a predicted model, not a curated record. Gene Ontology annotation, molecular function: palmitoyl-(protein) hydrolase activity; carboxylic ester hydrolase activity. Gene Ontology annotation, cellular component: cytoplasm.
GGGGCGGGGCGGAGCAGACUGGACUUGGGUCCAGGCCUGCGCGAUGGCGGCGCCCGCAGGCCUAGCACACCUGGAGACCUGUAUUGUGUCACCGCUCAGAAGGCACAGCGCCACGCUGAUCUUGCUGCAUGGCUCAGGUGAUUCUGGACCAGGCUUUAGAAAAUGGAUCAAACAGGUUUUAAAUAAAGAUUUAGCAUUCCAUCACAUAAAAGUUAUUUAUCCAACAGCUCCUCCCAGGCCAUAUACCCCUUUGAAAGGAGGAAUCUCUAAUGUGUGGUUUGACAGGUACAAAAUAGAUAUUGACUGCCCGGAAAAUCUUGAAUCGAUUAAUGUAACAUGUAAUGUGCUUACUGAUCUGAUUAAUGAUGAAGUAAAAAGUGGCAUCCAAAAGAACAGGAUAAUAUUAGGAGGGUUUUCUAUGGGAGGAUGUAUGGCAAUGCAUUUAGCCUACAGAUUCCAUCAAGAUGUAGCCGGAGUAUUUGCCCUAUCUAGUUUUCUGAAUAAAUCCUCUGCUGUUUAUCAGGCUGUUCAGAAAAAUGAUGGUGUGCUUCCAGAGUUAUUUCAGUGUCAUGGCACUGUAGAUGAACUAGUUCUAUAUUCCUGGGGUGAAGAGACAAAUUCAAGGUUAAAACACCUAGGAGUAAGCACCAAGUUUCAUGUUUUGCCGAAGUAUUACCAUGAAAUAAGGAAACCUGAGCUAGAGAAGCUAAAGUCAUGGAUCCUUACAAAGCUUCCUGAAGAACUCGAAAAGAAUAAUGAAUGAAUUUCAUUUGAUUUGUUGCUGUAUAUGGAAUGUCUUUGUGAAAAAUGAACUUAUUGCCAAAUUAAAAUAAUAAACACAAAGAAAUAGUUUAUUCAAUGAAGUAAUUACUGAAAUGCUUAACAUUUUAGAGCAUAAUAUGAUAUUAAUGUUAGAUUCAUUUAAACCACCAUCUAUACAUUCUUUUUCAGAUACAUUUUUAUAAACAUUCUUAAGCAUUCCAAGUUAAAGAGCUGAAAGCUAACAGUAGGCCAGGUUCCAUGAUGCAUUCCUGUAGUCCCAACUACACAGAAAAU